This is a messenger RNA of Salvelinus sp. IW2-2015, 783 nucleotides long. RefSeq lists its product as uncharacterized. The record is from RefSeq and is a predicted model, not a curated record. Lineage: Eukaryota; Metazoa; Chordata; Actinopteri; Salmoniformes; Salmonidae.
UUGGGAGGUCAAAUAUCUUUCUCUGCACAGACACCRCAGGUUGGGGAACAAGUCCUGCUGUGGAGGGAAGGCCUACAACCCCAGCAGUGGCCAGAUGAAGUGCUGUGCAGAGACUCUGUACAACCUGCAGGUUCAGGACGGGCUCUCAGAGGAGGCCCAGUGCUGUGGGAAUGUCCUGAUGGAGGCCGGCUCCACCCAGACCUGCUGCUCUGCCCCAGGACUAGACCUGCUCUACCCUACCCAGCUAGGGUUCACCUGCUGUGGGCACCGCUACCCCAACUCCUCCCUGUGGUCUUGCUGUGCGGGGGUCCUGCACCCAAGGACUGAACGAAACACCACCAGCAUGAACAUGAUUCCAGGACUUAGGAUUCUACCACUGGGGGACCUGAAGACGAAAACGUUGUGUGACAACAAAGUUCUGCUAGGGACAGUGGAGAGUGUGUCUGUGAAGAUGAACAAGCGGUCCAUCGUGAUGGUGAACGUCAUGUCCAUGCAGGCCCGGCGUGGCCAUGUCAACGCUCUGCCUUCCCCUCACUACCUCACAUUACCCGACCACUGCAGCUCUCCUGAACUGGUGCCGGGCAACACUUACCUCUGGGCGAAAACAAGACAUUUCUCAGACACCAUAAACAUAAUCGCUGAUCUCAGCGACCAUUCCUCCCCUCUCCAUUCCAUCCUCUUAAGGUGCUCAAAAUGAUACAUUUAACCAUGCUGAGGGUAUACAGUGUUUGUUUAUAAAUAAUGGCACAAAAAAAGCAGUAACAUUUUACUUGACACCCAGUG